AUGUAUUAGCCUCUUUUGUAUUAUAAUUAAAUUAAUCAGGUUAAUAGAGUACCUUAGUAAUAUGUCUGCUACGUCCCUUAGAACUAGUACUUAUAAAUGAACUAAAAUCCGUUGUAGAUAUUUCCAAAUUUACCACAACAUGGGGUUCAGAAUCAAAUAAUAGUGCCUAUUCCUUCAUAAAUACCUUAUCUAUAACAAACAAUUGAUAUAAAUGCUGCAGAUCUUCAUGAAACCGCAGGAAUCUCGCUUUACAGUAAUAAUUCAGAAACUUUUUAAUAAUAAAAUAGUAUUAAUAAUGAGCAGAAAAACCCAUUCUGCAUUAAUUAAAUCCACGUAUCAAAUAUCCAAGAGAGUAAAAGCGAAGGAUUAGAUCCAAAUAAUAAAUAAUACAGUCUUGAUAGGCUUUCCUAAUAUUAAUUAAAACCUAUUGAUAGAGAUAUCCAAGAUAAUUCAAAUACAUUUUAUAAUCCGCUUGAACUAAACAAAAAUGACAAAACACAUGAAUGCAAAAUUGAAGACAUAAAAAAUAAAAAAAUAGUAAAAUAAAAGCACUAAAAAAAUGAUGCUGAGAACAAGUCUAACAUAUAACACAAGGCAGAAGAUACCGAUUGUUAAUCUAAUUUAAAUAUUUAGAAAUAAUAAUAAUCUAAAAAGAAUAUUACUUCAUGGAAGUAUAUUAAAUUUGAUCCAAAUAACUAGACUACCCAAGGUCUUCCAGUAAUUUAAACUUUAAAUGACACACAGCUAUAAAAUAAUAGCACACAGCAAACCAAAUUCUAACCUAGUGCUAUGCAAGGAAUUACUAUCAAGAAGGAAUGUGAAAAAAUACAAAAAAACUUGAAAGUUGAGAGUGUUAAAAACGAAGAAGAGUUAAUAGAGGAGAACUAACAGACAGAAAGUAAAAUUUCUGGUACUAAUUAGUAGGAAAAUAAAAAUGAAGAGGCUUCUAUUAACGGAAAUUUGUGCAAAAACUUGAUGAGAGCUUUCAAUAAAUUUGUUAAGGAUUAUGAUUUCAAAGACGUCUCUAUAAAAAUAUCCCUCUUUCGUUUUCUGGAAAGGAAUACUUAUAGCAAUCUGCAAAUGCUUAAAAUAUAUCACAAUGAAAGAUACAGAAGUAUUUUUUUGGAAUUUGUGAAGGGAGGUGCGCUAAUAUGGCUUUAAAAGAGUAAAGUUAUUGACAUAGAUGCGCAUAUAACUCUUCUUGAAAAAAUUGUGUCAGGAGAUAUCUCAAUGAUCGGUAUCAAGAAAAGAAAAAAUGUUAGUAAAACAAUUACAAAAAAUAUAAAAAGGAAAAGGCUUUCUAGUAAAAAAAUGUGA
Messenger RNA from Tetrahymena thermophila SB210, 1317 nucleotides. RefSeq lists its product as hypothetical. NCBI's taxonomy places the organism in Eukaryota, Ciliophora, Oligohymenophorea, Hymenostomatida, Tetrahymenidae. The transcript is spliced from 2 exons. The record is from RefSeq and is a predicted model, not a curated record.